Molecule: messenger RNA, 2539 nt
Organism: Vitrella brassicaformis
Lineage: Eukaryota; Vitrellaceae
Source: the annotation of a GenBank genome assembly
CUCUUUCUCUCUCGACAGCAAUGCAUCGUUUGUAACGGCGAGUUUGUUUGUUUGUUAGUUAGUUGUCAAGAGAGAUGGUGUGUGGUCCGACGCGCAACAUCACGUCCAUCUACAUCAAGUACCGUUCGGACCACAAGAACAAAAAGAACCGAUUCGGCAUCAGCCUGCUCGGCGGAGGCAGCCCCAGCCAUGCAGAAGCCGGUCAGGGAGAACAAGACGCACACACACACACACACACACGCCUGCCGUGCGGAUCUCUCGUGUGUGUGUGCGUGCGCAGGGCAGCAGCGCCUUCUUGCGUCGACCUCUGGUAAGCCGCAAGGCAGGCAGGCAGGCAGGCAGGCAGCUGGGCCGCGGGAGAUCAGAUCUUAUCAGACAGCUAGCUGUCCUGGCCCUGUACGGACGCUGUGUGUGUGUGUGUCUUGUGUGUGUGUGUCUUAUGUGUGUGCGGCGAUGGCCCCUCCCCGUGUAGAGGAGGACAUCCAGGAGGUGGAGAUGACGCAACUGCCGCCCGUCUGGGUGAGCAACCAGCCCAUCAACACAACACCCCACCGUACGGGAGGGCUGGGCGACGGACUGUCUGUCUGUUGUGCUCAGGUUGAUCUGAUAGAGGACGCGCAGGACGACAUACAAAAGAUCAAAGACAAAAGUGAGUCAGUCAGUCAGUGAGGGAGUGAAGGAGUGAGGGAGAAGAUCCAUGGGAGGGAUGCGAUGCGUGAGGCAUUCAUUCCUUGUUUGGUGCCUGCGGUGUGUGCGGUGUGUUGUGUCGGUGGCUGCAGUUGCGACGCUUCAGCAGAAGCAGCAGCGACGCCUGCUUAAGGUGCGCAGCGCAUAGAACACAACACCCCCGCACCAGCACUCACUGGAGGGAAAAGCAAAGGCGUGUGUGUGAUUGUGAAGGUGUUUGGCGAGGAGGGUUCCAACACGUCGCUCGAGUCCGAAAUCGACAACCUCUCACACGUCAUCACAGCGGUCAGGGAGACAGGGAGGGAGGGACGGAGCGAGGGACCUUUGCCAUCUGUUUGUGGUCUCUCUGCAUGUGUCAUGUGUGUGUGUGUGUGUGUCGUGUUUGUUUGUGUGUGCCUACCGUGCAGUUGUUUCGUCAGUGUGAGGGUCGUAUCCACCAGAUCCAGACCAGGGGCACCGAGAUGGGCGUCACCAACAAGGAAUACGCACUCAGGCAGAACGCACAGGUCAGUCAAUCAAUAGGCACAUGCCUGCACGCCUGCCUGCGAUAUGUUGUGGGCACACAGCCAUUGCAAUCAGUACAUUCAGCAGCUUGUGUGAAUGGAAUGUUUGGUUGCCUGUGUGUGUUGGUUGGUUGGUUGGUUGGUUGCUUCAUUCAUUUACUUCAGCGCAGUGUGGCCAAUCAGCUGCAGAAGCUGUCUCAGGACUUUAGGAAGCAGCAGAAAAACUACCUGCAGGGUACGCACACACACACACACACACACACACGGACGAGACCACACCCGACCCGACACCCACCCUCUCUGUCUGUGUGUGGUGUGGACGGAUGGUAGAGUUGAAGAAGCGUCAGUCCGGCGGCCGCGAGAUAUUCGAGAGCGCAUCCGAGUCGACCACUGAUGACUUCGUACGCUAAACCACACACACACACACACAGUGUCCGUGCCACGCGCUCUUACGAUGGCUGGCUGGCUGGAUGGAUUGGUGUGUGGCCACCGCAGGGUUUCAGUGAGAGUCAGGUGAACGAGCUCGAGACCAUCGAAACGGACGUCAACGCACGCAACCAGGUGGGGUGGGCGGCUCGCUGGGUGGGGGCUGCACAGACAGACGAUGCACAGCAAGAUGAAUCCGUUGCUCAUCAGUCGUAUGGCCUCCCUGUGUGUGCGUGUCAUCAUGUGUCUGUGUGUGUGUGUGUGUGUGUCAGGAGAUCGCGCACAUCGCGCAGUCGGUGGCUGAUUUGCACAACAUCUUCAAAGAACUCGCCGUCCUCGUCAUCGACCAGGUGGGCUGGGCAUGGAUGCCAUCCAUCCCGUCCCAUCCCCCCCCCACACACACAUACAGCCACACGUGUGUCUUUGUCUGUCUGUUUGUUUGCCCUCGUCGAUCGUCUGUCUGUUUCGUCUGUUUCGUCUGGUCAGGGCACGAUGCUUGAUCGCAUUGACUACAACGUGGAGCAGGUCGAACAAAGGGAGGCACACACCGAACCCAACGUGACCACGUCCUCUGUGUGUGUGUGGGUGUGGUGUGUGCGUUUGUUUGCUGCCAACAGGUGGUGAUGCAGACUGAGGAGGCCAAUGUGCACAUCGCCAAGGCCGAGAAGCUGCAGAAGAGCGGCCGGGCAAUGAAGUGCAUACUCGCCCUUGUCAUCGCCAUCUUCGUCAUGGUAAUAAACGACGACACACUCACGACUGAGGACAUAUUGUCCACUGUGUGUGUGUGUGUGUGCGUGCAGCUGGGUUUAUUGAUCUUGAAGCACACCGGCCACAGGAGGCUGCAGAUGGCCGACGACUAGACAGACACACAAAUGCAUGGAUGGGCGCGUGCGUCCGUGUAGAUUGCUGCGUGAGGAAAUGAG